Camelina sativa (false flax) is the source of this 1075-nucleotide messenger RNA. Its product is annotated as single-stranded DNA-binding protein, mitochondrial. Gene Ontology annotation, molecular function: single-stranded DNA binding. Lineage: Eukaryota; Viridiplantae; Streptophyta; Magnoliopsida; Brassicales; Brassicaceae. Gene Ontology annotation, cellular component: mitochondrial nucleoid. The record is from RefSeq and is a predicted model, not a curated record. Gene Ontology annotation, biological process: mitochondrial DNA replication; positive regulation of helicase activity.
UUUUCCCGUUCACCAGCCAUUUUUGUUUUCCUAUUCUAAACCCUAAAAAACCCUCACCGCAGGGUUUAACGAAUCAGAGCCCUUCGACAUCGUUUUGGUCUUCUUCUUCUUCAUCAUCUCUGUGUUGCGUUAUUCUUCUUCUCAAACUCACUGAAACCCUAAUUUAAAGGGAUCACUGCAAUUUGCAGAUUAACUCCAGAAGUCAGAACCAUUCCUGCUUUAAAAUGAACUCACUCGCCAUCAGAGCCUCGAAGCUUCUGAGAUCUUCUUUAAUAUCUCCUCUUGCAGCAAUAAGUACUGAGAGAGGCUCCAAGGCUUGGUUCUCAACUGGUCCUAUUGAUGAAGGUGUGGAAGAAGAUUUUGAAGAAAACGUAUCAGAAAGACCUGAGCUUCAACCUCAUGGAGUUGAUCCCCGUAAAGGUUGGGGAUUUCGCGGUGUUCAUAGGGCGAUCAUCUGUGGGAAAGUAGGGCAAGCACCGGUACAGAAGAUCUUAAGGAACGGGCGGACAGUAACGAUCUUCACAGUAGGAACAGGUGGGAUGUUUGAUCAGAGGCUUGUAGGAGCUAUCAAUCAGCCGAAACCAGCUCAGUGGCAUAGAAUCGCAGUGCACAACGAAGUGCUUGGCUCUUACGCUGUCCAGAAGCUUGCUAAAAACUCAUCGGUUUAUGUGGAAGGUGAUAUUGAGACGAGAGUGUAUAAUGAUAGUAUCAGCAGUGAAAUUAAGAGUAUCCCUGAGAUUUGCAUCCGUCGUGAUGGGAAGAUUCGGCUGAUCAAAUAUGGUGAAAGCAUUAGCAAAAUCUCUUUCGAUGAGCUAAAAGAAGGAUUGAUUUAGUCGGAGCAAGAAUAUCCCGGUGGCCGUAAGGAGAGCAAACUGAAUCAAAGCUUUUCAGAGUAAAAUCAACAAAACAGUUUCUUUGUUUUUUUUGGUCUGUCCAUUGUGACUUUGUGAGCACUGAGUUCCUUUUUAUGGAUAAUAGGGGCAUUUAUGUAGUUUCUGGUAAAAAUAAGUUAGUCAUGCCGUGGAUUAGUGGAGUUUUACUGAUUCUUCCGGUGUACCAAAACUACGGUUCUUCA